ACAAACAAAUUUAGUAUGAAGUGUAGCCUCCUAGGGAUCGCUUUACGUGCCCCUGCGCCUGCGGACUUGACGACAACGCCCAGCUUGACGCCCAGUCAGGUCUCAACGCAUGUAGGGUAUUUCUCAGGAAAUUUAGACGGAAGCCAAGACCUGCUACACUUCAAAAGAUUCCAUGGUUUGGUACGGAAUAACGGAUCUUCUGUACUGGUUCUCUGUGGUCUCCACAAGGAUCUCAUGAAAACUGAGGUUAUGGAGCCAGUGCCUACCACCACCACCAUGAAGGAAGAGAUAGAAGAGCUUGUCUGUGAGGUUGCCCCGGGAGUGGAGCGCGCCGGUUCCUCUUUGAGGAGUGGAGCCCGUGAGGAGGAUUGGAUGUGCCUCGACUGUUGCGCCCUGGCGAAUCGAUCCUGCCGGCGUAACCAUGCUGUCAUGAACCCCCAUGCUGCGCUGAAGCGGAGGCUGUCCGUGGCCGCAGAGAACGUCGGUCAACAGCUGGAUGACCAGAUGGAGCAGGCAGUUCAAGACGCCCAGCUCCCAGACGUGGUGGAUGCCAUGAAGAUCCUCAGCGGCACCGCUGUGACGUGUGACGUGGCUGUGGGUGAGGGUGGCGCCAGAAGACUGGCCGUGCCUGCCCCUCCCCACUGCGCGCUGUUUCGACUGGCGCUGGCGCUGCUAGUCGCCAACGGCAGUCUCUGCAACGGACGCGGCGAAGAGGAGGAGAGAGAAGUCCUUUUUCUGGGCAGCUGUCGGCCAUUCAGCCCUGACAGGGAUUUGUUGUCUCUGAAGGUCGACACUGAUGAGAAUGAGGAUUCGGAUUCGGAGGAGCCUGCCCAGCUCACCCAGCCUGCUCAGCUCACUCAGCCUGCUCAGCUCACUCAGCCUGCCCAGCUCACUCAGCCUGCUCAGCUCACUCAGCCUGCCCAGCUCACUCAGCCUGCUCAGCUCACUCAGGCUGUCCAGACCUCUCGAACUGUCCUUGCCACUGCGGCUGACCAACCUCCGCCGACUGUCCAGGAUCCCGCGGCUGCUCAGCCAUCUGCCGUUGCUCAUCUCCCCGUAGCUGUUCGGGUGAAGCCAUCCAAGCGUGUAAAGCCAUCUAAACGUGUUAAGCCAUCCAAGCGAGUUAAGUUUUCCGACAGUGUUACGCCAUCGAAGGAUGUUUGGCCCCUUGUUGCCGUUCAGCCUUCAGCCGUUCAGCACCCUGUAGCUGUUCAGCCCCCUGCAGCUGUCCAGACCCCUGCAGCUGUUCAGCGCCCCGUGGCUAGCCAGGCCCCCGCGACAGUUCGGCGUCAAGUGGCUGCUCGGCGACCUGUGCCAGACACCAUCGAGGAAUUCCUGAAGUCGAAUCUUACUUCAUGCAGUCCCGUCGGAUGGUGCCUCGUCCAAGGGUGUGACCGGAAAUUCUACUCGUGGAAGUCAUACCAAAGACACUUCAGCGGUGCUCAUGAGGUUUUGGCCAAGGGCAGCUGUAACGAAUGCCUUAGAUGGGUUACCCCUCUAACCCAGGACUUGCACUCAAGCAAUCACAACACAAAAUGCAAGAAAUGCCUGGCACACUUUCUUUCUAAAACGGAUGCGAGACAGCAUUCGAAGGUCUACCACAAGAAAAAAGCACUUCGCGCUACAUGUUACACAACAACCUGGUUUUAGAGUAGCCCUAGUUCAUUCUUUCCAUAGAUUAAAAGAAAACAUUAGUGUUCAGAAUGAGUAUUUAGGCCUGAAAUCUUUCCCAGUGAUUCAUGUUUGUGUAGUUUUGUGUAAAUAAAUCUUGAGAUGUUA
Messenger RNA from Thrips palmi, 1779 nucleotides. RefSeq lists its product as uncharacterized. The record is from RefSeq and is a predicted model, not a curated record. The transcript is spliced from 6 exons. NCBI's taxonomy places the organism in Eukaryota, Metazoa, Arthropoda, Insecta, Thysanoptera, Thripidae. The coding region runs from base 16 to 1650 and encodes 544 amino acids.